Messenger RNA from Leptopilina boulardi, 6890 nucleotides. It is a transcript of the gene Klp31E, whose product is annotated as kinesin-like protein KIF21A. Gene Ontology annotation, molecular function: microtubule binding; ATP binding; microtubule motor activity. The coding region runs from base 659 to 5146 and encodes 1495 amino acids. Lineage: Eukaryota; Metazoa; Arthropoda; Insecta; Hymenoptera; Figitidae. The record is from RefSeq and is a predicted model, not a curated record. The transcript is spliced from 15 exons. Gene Ontology annotation, biological process: mitotic spindle organization; microtubule-based movement.
GAAUCAAUAUACGAUACUGAGGGUAAUUUGACAGUUAUCAGCUGUUAACUGUCAUUUGUUACAUUGUCUGAACAAUCUUUGUUUUCUUUUUUUUUGAAAAAAAUGGAGUAAAAUAAAAAUGAGAACAAAAUAAAAUAAUUGUUAUCAAUUGAAUGAUGAUUAUAUAAAAAAAAACGAAUGCAUUUUAUUCUCACAAGAUGGCGUUCUUUGUACGUAAAAGUGAACUCCAUUCAAAGAAAGAAUAAAAUAUGUCCGCCUUAUACGGCUCCAGUAAAACUCGGAAAUUCAGUCUAAACGUUGGGCUGUUCCGAGUAUGAAAGGAAAUUUUAAUUCAUUGUGAAACAUGUAGGAGAAAUGUGUGUUCUCUCAAAGUGAAAGAAGAAGAAAAAAAAAAUUAUCAUCUCAUUGGAAAAUUAGCCCACGUGAAAAACAAUGAGAAAAAUUGUUAUUAUUUUUUUCGCGCUGAUUUAAGGAGAAUUAUUAUUAAUUUUUUUUUUUAGUCUGAUUAAUCAAUCUUCACACAAUUUCUUCAGAAAACGAUAAAAAAAAAAAUUUACUGUUAUUUUUUCGUCUAAGAGAAAAAAAAAAGUUUUACUGUCAAAGUCGUCCAGAAUUAUUCAACCGUCAACAAUAAUCAAAGAGAGAGAGAGAGAGAGAGAUGGCUGAUGAUUCCAGUGUUCGUGUUGCUGUUCGAAUUCGACCGCAGGUGGCACGUGAAGUGAUUGAUAUGUGUAGAGUAUGUACACAAGUACCUCCAGGUGAACCCCAAGUAUUUUUGGGACCAGACAAGGCCUUUACUUAUGAUCAUGUUUUUGAUACAAAUAUUGGACAAAAUGAUAUUUAUGAUAUGUGCGUUACACGUCUUAUUGAAGGUGCUUUGGAUGGUUAUAAUGCAACCGUAUUGGCCUAUGGUCAGACUGGAUCUGGCAAAACUUAUACUAUGGGAACAGGAUUCGAUGUUGAAAUUGAUGACAGUAUUGUUGGCAUUAUUCCCAGGGCCAUUAAACAAUUAUUUGAUGGUAUUGUUGAAAAGCAGCAAUACGCCAAGAAUCGUGCACAAUUACCACCAGAAUUCAAGGUGACUGCUCAAUUUUUGGAAUUAUAUAAUGAAGAUUUAAAGGAUCUUUUGGAACCAGGUGGACCAAGAGGUGGUGCACGUAUUCAUGAGGAUACAAGUGGAAAUAUACAUUUAACAGGUGUUGAACCAAGAGUUGUUACAAGUCCCGAGCAAGCAUUAGAAUAUUUGAGAUUAGGUGCUCUCUCGCGAACAACAGGAUCAACCCAAAUGAAUACUCAAUCGUCGAGAUCGCAUGCAAUUUUUACAUUACACGUGAAACAACAAAGAUGCAUUAAAAUUGAAGAUCCAGACGCUGAUGUUGAUACAACGGGAAAUGAGCCAAUGAAUGAAUUUGAAACGCUCACUGCUAAAUUUCAUUUUGUUGAUUUAGCCGGCUCUGAAAGGCUCAAAAGAACUGGUGCUACAGGUGAUAGGGCAAAGGAAGGAAUUUCCAUUAAUUGCGGACUACUCGCUUUGGGAAAUGUAAUAUCGGCAUUGGGUGACAAAUCAAAGAAAGCACUUCACGUACCUUAUCGUGAUUCAAAACUAACGAGAUUACUUCAAGAUUCAUUGGGAGGCAAUAGUCAAACUGUAAUGAUUGCUUGUGUAUCACCGAGCGAUCGUGAUUUUAUGGAAACAUUAAGUACUCUCAAAUAUGCAAAUCGAGCGAGAAACAUAAAGAAUAAGGUGACUAUAAAUCAAGACAAGAGUUCAAGGACAAUCGCGUCACUUCGCCGCGAGAUACAGCAGCUUCAACUUGAAUUAUUAGAAUAUCGACAAGGUAAAAGAGUCGUUGGAGAAGAUGGAAUUAAUGACGCGUGGCACGAGAAUCAAAUGUUGAACAAUGAAUUACAAAGUUUACGAACGCGAGUUAAAGCUCUAACGGAAACAAUUGAGGCAUUGACUGCAAAAAAUUCACUACUCUUAGCGGAAAAAGCUGCUGGCCAUUGGCUUGCUUCCGGUGGUGGCGAUGUGACAAGUUUAGUUCAAGAAUAUCUGCAGGAAAUUGAAGAAUUACGAGCCAGAUUACUUGAAGCUGAAGCAAUGUAUCAACAAUUAAAACGAAGAAAGACGCAGAUAAAUGCAGUGAAUCCUUACAACGAUACAUCGUACGUAAUUAAUAGUGAUUCAUCAUCAGUUUUAAAUGACGCGAAACGUGAAUUACAAAAAGAAAUGGAUCUCCUAGCAACUUUAAAAGAACAACACACAUUAAAUUCAACAAUGAGCAGCAGAGAAGGUGACGAUGGUGACAAUGACGAUACUGAAAAUGGUCAAGAUUCAAUGAGCGAAGAUGAAUCCGACGAUGAUUCGGAUCGUAAAGAAAAAUAUAAUUGUCCUUUGGCAGAAGAAGACGAAGAGGAAGAGGCAAUGGGAAGGGAACUUGAGGCUUUAACAUCUGACAUUGAUGUGAAACAAAGAUUAAUUCAAGAAUUAGAAUUAUCACAAAGACGUUUACAAACAAUGAAACAACAUUACGAGGAUAAAUUGUCACAAUUGCAAGCGCGUAUUCGUAAUACACAGGACGAGAGAGAUAAGGUAUUAACAUCACUUCAACAACAACCUACACCGCAAACGGAAAAAGUGAGAAAAUUACGCGAUGAAUAUGAAAAGAAAUUAUCGUCAAUGCAAAAAGAAAUGCGUGUAUUGCAAUCGGCGAAAAAAGAACAUGCACGUUUAUUAAAAAGUCAAACACAAAAUGAAAAUCGUCUCAAGGGUUUACGUAAUGAAUUAGCUGAAAUGAAACGGGCAAAAGUGAAAUUAUUGAAUAAAAUGCGUGAAGAGGCGCAAAGACAUAAGGAAAAUGAAUUGAAACGUAAUAGGGAAAUUGCACAAUUACGUAAGGAGAGUCGUAAAAAUGCAAAUAUGAUUCGUACAUUAGAGGCUGAUAAAAGAAUGAAGGAAGUUGUUUUAAGACGAAAACAAGAAGAGGUUACAGCAUUGAGAAAAAGAGAUCGUGGUUUAAGUCAACGUGCCGCUGGUCGUACAAUUGUAAAACCAGUUAAUCCAAAAGCACUCAAGCAACGAUGGCAAACAUUGGAGAGAACAAUAACAAAACAAGCGCUCGCAAAACAGGCAGCCGUUGAAACUGAACGUGAAAUGGAAAAACUUCUUCAGGAACGCGAAGAAAUGGGAAGAGAAUUGGAGAGACUUCAAAAAUCAAAAAACAAUAUAACAUCGACGAGAGUCGAGUCCACUGAUAUUGAUGAGGAAAUCGAUAAUGUUAAGAGUAAAAUAAGUUAUCUUCAAGAUAGUAUUGCCGAAUGUCAGAGGGAUGUUGUUGAAAUGGGCGAUGGCGAUGGAGAAUUUGUUGAAGAAGUUGGCGUUGAUUCGUUAAUUGGAAAUAUAAAAUCAGUUGAGGAGGCUCAGUAUUUAUUACAAAAAAUGCUCACAUUUACCGUUGAACAAAGUUAUGUGGCUGCUCAAAAACAACUUGAAGCUAGAGAUAUGGAAUCAAGACUUAAUCAAGUUUCUCAAGAGAGUGAUGUACAACAUCAAUUGCUUGAGCAUGUUCUUCGCGAUAGGGAUUUUCUUUCAUUUACAAAUAUUCAUAAUUCCGUGCCUGCUUAUAGUCCACCAAGUUCACGUAGCUCAUCGCCCGAUACUGAAAAUUGCAAUCAAGUUAUUACUGGAGAGAAGCCAAAGAAUAAUAAAAUUCGCCGAAGAACAACGCAAACGCAGGAACUUUUAUUUGGAAUUAAUCCUGGUAAUGAGAGUCCAAAAGUUGAGGAUCAAAAUCAAAAUCACAAUCAUCCUUUAACACGAGUUCCCAGUGCUCCAGGAAGUCUCAAAGGUUUGAUUCUAACGAGAAAUCAAUAUGGAACUGGGAUAACUGGGGGUUCGCCAACUUUAAAUCGACGAGAUAGCACAUCUCCGAGACCUUUGAGGCGUCCUUUACAUCCGGGCGGAGGCUCAAUGGAGCAGGUAUCACUUCUGGAUAUUUCAUCGCCACCUGGUUCACCAACUACCUAUCGACGUUUCAAUAGUCGUGAGGAAAAUGUAUUCUCAAGAUUGACGGCAAGUCGACAGCCAGCACCAUCCGAUCCACCACCCUCCAAGGGUGUUAUUUCACAAUAUCAGGGAAAAACUGCGCCCAGAUCUAUUUUACAAUGUUCUCAUGUUGCCGAAGGACACAGUAAGGCAGUCCUAACUAUUUGUACAACCGACGAUCUUCUUUUUAGCGGUUCAAAAGAUCGAACAGUGAAAGUAUGGGACUUGGCAACUGGUCUUGAGAACAUGACACUUGGUGGACAUCCAAAUAAUGUUGUUGCUGUGAAAUAUUCAGCGAUUCAUAAUCUUUUAUUCAGCGUUUCUGCGGCUUAUGUAAAAGUUUGGGAUUUAAGAUCGGGCAAUACAUGUAUAAAGACACUAUAUUCAUCUGGACAGACGCAAAGUGGUCCAAUUCCAUUGUCAACACCAUCGCGAAUACUUCAAGUACCCGUUGGUGAAAAUACAAUAAAUGAUGUUGCAUUGGGAAUGAAGGAUCAGGAACUUUACACAGCGUCAAGUGAUAAAGUGAGAAUUUGGGAUUUAAGAAAAUUGGCCUAUACAGGAAGAUUAAGUACACCACAUACUGCUGCUGUAAUGUGUUUAGCAAUUGCCGAUGAUGGACGCGUUAUUGCCGGUAGUAAGGAUCAUUUAAUUUCCCUUGUUGAGCCAAAUAUGUCUGGACAAUCUGUCAGUCUUGCACCACCACAUUAUGAUGGUGUACAAUGUUUGGAUACUUAUGAGUCGACUCUAUUUUCCGGUUCGAGGGACAUGUGCAUAAAACGUUGGGACUUGAGUCGAAUGGAAUUGGUUCAAUCGUUGAAUAAUGCGCACAAGGAUUGGAUUUUAGGUUUGUGCAUUGUUAAUAGUGGAUCGGUAAUGGUAUCUGGUUGUCGUGGUGGUUUACUUCGUGCCUGGUCAGUACCAAAGGAUCAAGUAUCGGAAUGUUCUCUCCUGGGAGAAGUUCGUGCACACAGUACUGCAAUAAAUGCAGUUAUUGCAAAUCAACAGAAUAUUUUUACAGCUAGCAACUCUGGGGAAGUGAAGCUCUGGCGAAUUCCCGACUCCUCCUUGACUAUGUCAAUGUCCACAGUCUCCCUUUAAUUUUGUUUUUCUUUUUUAAUUUAUUUAUUAAUUGCUUUUGUUUAUUUUUUUUUCAAAAAGCAGCAUGCAAUUAUAAACACGAAUGCUUUUUAAGCACUUUUUGUGUAAAAUUGCUAUAUUAAAGAAAAAAUUCAUUAUCAGGGAAUAAAAUUUAAUGUAGUAUAAAUGUUAAUUUUUAAAUUGGUUUUUAAUUAUUUGAAAUUUUGAAAACCCUUUGAUUUAUUUUUUUAUUUUCCUUUAACUAACUUUUUAUUGUUAUGAUCUCUGCGUGAAUUUUCUCUAAUUUGUUUUCUGAUUGUUUUAUUGUUAUAUUUUUUUAUUUUGUAGCAAUUUGUUUUUUUUUGGUAACAAUUUGUUUUAUCAUUUUUUUUUUUUUUGCUGUUUAUUUUGUAACAUAUUUGAAAUUUUAAUUAUUAUUGCCUAUAUUUAAAAAAAUGUUACAAAUAUUUUUGUUUUUAUCUAGUUUUUAUAAUUUUGCUUUAGAUUCGUUGUUAUUGUGGUUUUUUUUUCAAUUUCCUUUUUUUUAUAGCUUUACCAACAUUUUGAGUUUACCUGCAAUCACGAAUUAUUUUUUCUCUCCACUUUUAAUAAUUUAUCAUUUUUUUUUUUAGUCUAAUGAAAAAUGUGGCUUUGCACAAAUUCUAUUGUUUUUUUCAGUAUUAUUUUGUGAGAUCUCAAUUUGUUUUAAUUUUCUUAGAUUAUUGUCAAAAAUAAGAUAAUGAAUAAUUUUAAAAGUAGAAAAUAAAAAUAAAUAUUAAUAACAAAAAUUUUGCAUAGACAAAUUGAAUAUUUCACAUUUAUGAAUGAAUUGUUGUCUCUUUAAAAUUGAUUCUUUUUGUAAUGUGGAAAAAAUUUUCUCUAGGGCUGUAUCUAAUUUUUUGCUUUUGUUUUUUUUUUAUAAUUUUAUGCUUUCUUUGCUUCUGUGUUAUUUACCGUCUAUUUUCAUGCAUUGUAUGAUCGCCAUGAAGUGAUGGAACGAUAAAAUUAUGGAACUACAUCAAGAGAGAUCCAAGAAAUUACCAGAGGAGCAACUCAUUGAAAUGCUAGCACGAAGAAUAUAAUUUAUUCUUUAAUUGCGAAUUAUUAGUUUAAUGGGGAUCUAAAAAAAAAAAAAGCAAUAAUAUUGAAAUUUUAUUAAAAAUUUAACUUUUAGAGUAUUUUAACAUUUUUUUCGUUCCCCAUUUAAAAAUCUUCCAAUUAAAUUUUUAUACCAGUGAAUUAAUUUUUUUUUAGAUUAUAUACUAAUUUAAGUGUCUCUUUUUUUUCUAAAAAAGAGAUAAAUUUUAUUUCUCAUCAAUUACGUUUUUUUGACGUAUAAACUCCCUUUAUAAGAAUUGUUAAAUAAUUUAGAAAAAUUUUCCAAGCUUUUACAUUUUUUUUUUUUUUUAGUCAAUUACUUGUCAGUAUUAUUUAUAAUUCCUAUAUACAAACGAUUAGUACUGAUUUUAUUGUGUGCUGUUAGUUUUUUUUUCUCUCCCAUAUUUUCUACGCUAAAAUGCAGUUUUAAUAAUAUGAUCUUUUUGAGAUUGUGUAAAUCAGAAUUUAUUUGUUCGAUAUUAUUGUUGUUUAGAAAUGUAAGGUAAAUUUUUCUAAAAAAGCGCCUAAAAAAACUCGGGGACUGUGAGUGUGUAUGUGUGUGUGUGUGUAGAUAAUAAUUAUUAAUGAAAUUUAUCAGUAUAUAUGUAGCAUUUAUUUUAUUAUGGACAUAUAAUGUUGCUAAUUACAAAAAUUUUUUAAUGAUAAA